Molecule: messenger RNA, 1200 nt
Organism: Penicillium longicatenatum
Lineage: Eukaryota; Fungi; Ascomycota; Eurotiomycetes; Eurotiales; Aspergillaceae
Product: Peptidase A1
Exons: 3
Coding region: 1-1200 (399 amino acids)
Biological process (GO): proteolysis
Cellular component (GO): fungal-type vacuole
Molecular function (GO): aspartic-type endopeptidase activity
Source: RefSeq, a predicted model, not a curated record
AUGAAGUCUGUUGCCCUCUUGACAGCCUCUGUGCUGCUGGGCAGUGCCUCUGCUGAGGUCCACAAGCUGAAGCUCAACAAGGUUCCCCUCAGCGAACAGCUGAACACCCACAACAUCGAUGCCCAUGUUCACGCCUUGGGCCAGAAGUACAUGGGCAUUCGCCCUGACCGACACCAGGAGAUGAUGUUCCAGGACACCUCGAUCAAGCCUCAGGCUGGUCACGACGUCUUGGUCGACAACUUCCUGAACGCACAGUACUUCUCUGAGAUUACCCUCGGUACUCCUCCCCAGUCCUUCAAGGUUGUCCUUGAUACUGGCAGUUCCAACCUGUGGGUCCCGUCAUCGGAGUGCGGCUCGAUCGCCUGCUACCUCCACAGCACUUAUGACUCUUCCGAGUCCUCAACCUACAAGAAGAACGGCACCAAGUUUGAAAUCCGAUAUGGUUCUGGUAGCCUGAGUGGCUUCGUCUCCCAGGACACGCUCCAGAUUGGCGACCUGAAGGUUAAGAACCAGGACUUUGCCGAGGCCACCAGCGAGCCUGGUCUUGCUUUUGCUUUCGGUCGUUUCGAUGGUAUCCUUGGUCUGGGAUAUGAUACCAUUUCCGUCAACAAGAUGGUCCCCCCUGUCUACAACAUGAUCAACCAGAGUCUUCUAGACGAGCCUGUUUUUGCCUUUUACCUGGGCAACGCUAACAAGGAUGGCGACAACUCCGAGGCUACCUUCGGUGGUGUGGACAAGAACCACUACACUGGUGAGAUGAUUAACAUCCCUCUGCGCCGCAAGGCCUACUGGGAGGUCGAGUUUGACGCCAUUGCCCUUGGCGACAACAAGGCUGAGCUGGAUAACACUGGUAUCAUCCUUGACACCGGUACUUCUCUCAUCGCUCUGCCCUCAACCUUGGCUGAGCUGCUCAACAAGGAGAUUGGCGCCACCAAGGGCUUCACUGGACAGUACAGCGUCGAGUGUGAUACAGUUGACUCACUGCCUGAUCUCACCUUCACCCUCAGCGGCCACGAUUUCACCAUUGGCCCCCACGAUUACAUCUUGGAGGUCCAGGGCACCUGCAUCAGUAGCUUCAUGGGAAUGGACUUCCCCGAGCCUGUUGGCCCUCUGGCCAUCUUGGGAGAUUCUUUCCUGCGCAGGUGGUACAGCGUCUAUGACCUUGGCAAGGGCUCCGUUGGCCUGGCCAAGGCCAAAUAG